GGCCCUUGAAUAUGAGAAAGUAUAGAUAUCUUCUAGUGAUAAUUGUAAAGAAAGUAUAAUAGCUUCGGUAAGUAUUAAAAUUGAUAAUUUUUUUAAUGAGUCGCCAUUUAUUGUAUAUCAAUGGUUAAGAUAAUAUUAAUUAUACCUGUUUUUCUAAUGUAUUACUCGUCAAUAUUCUUUUAGAUACGACCACGAUACGACAUUCUCGAAUGUAAAGUUGACAUUUUGAAAUUUGGUGUAUCAGACAUUUGACCAGUCUUGUACUUGGGGGUAUGACAGGAUUUGGCAUCACUGGAGGUGCACAUAGGUACUUCACACACAGAUCAUUCAAAGCCAAAUUGCCGCUGAGGAUCAUCCUUCUCUUUUGUUAUAGUCUAGCAGGACAGAAUUCGCUGAAGGACUGGGUCCGCGACCACAGGGUGCAUCACAAAUUCAGCGAGACUGAUGCGGAUCCCCACAACGCCAAAAGAGGAUUCUUCUUCUCUCACGUUGGCUGGCUGAUGAUGAAAAAACACCCAGAGGUCAUCAGAAAGGGACGGUUGAUCGACAUCAGCGACUUGACUGAGGAUCCUCUAGUAGCCUUCCACCAAAAAUACUUCAUCUGGUUCAAAAUAUUGAUAUGUUUCGUGAUACCAACCUUGAUCCCACCGUAUCUCUAUGGGGAAACCUGGUUCAACAGCAUCAAAGGAGUCUGCUUCGUGAGAUACAUCAUUUCGCUGAAUUCAACAUGGGCUGUGAACAGUGCAGCCCACUUGUGGGGAAACAAACCUUAUGAUAAACGGAUCAACCCCAGCGAGAACCUAGCAGUCUCCUUCUUCGCCAUGGGCGAGGGCUACCACAACUACCACCACACUUUCCCCUGGGACUACCGCACUGCCGAACUCGGCAAAAUGCUCAACUUGACCACCCUGUGGCUGAACAUCUUCGAGAAGAUCGGAUGGGCGUACGACCUGAAGACCCCUUCGGAGGACCUGGUGCGCAAAGUGGCAGAAAAUCACGGAGAUGGUACCCAUUUGAAGUGGGGACACGAAGUUGCUUACGAUGAGAAUGACAACAAAAAAAUUGUUGACAGCUCCAAAUCGGCCUGA
This is a messenger RNA of Phaedon cochleariae (mustard beetle), 1088 nucleotides long. The record is from the annotation of a GenBank genome assembly. Lineage: Eukaryota; Metazoa; Arthropoda; Insecta; Coleoptera; Chrysomelidae.